GUACAUAUAUGGAAUGGUGUUGCUGUUCACGUCUGGAUCAUUGUAAAAACAACAAAGAGCUGUGAGAAUAUAUAUUUAGUUUGAUAGCUGAGAGUUUUGACAAUAAGUACGACAAAGAAAAAGGACUAAAUAGGAUAAACUUGCACAACCGUCUGCCCUGUGCCCCCAUUCCUGUGUUUUCACUUUGACUUGAACCCGCGACUACCUAUUUUUGGCCCAUUGCUCUACAAUUCACUCUACUAUUGCACUGUUUGUACGCAGCCUCUCUCUGGACUGGAGUGACAUUUAACACCGCGACCAAUAGAACGGAGGCAGUGAAUUUAAAAGCGAGCCGCGGUUUCCUGAUUCACUGCGUCACAUGAAAACAAACCUCUGGUCCAUCAGCAAGGAACAAACAGCGACUCACAGAGAAGAUACAAUGGACACCAUAAUUUUUGCAGAGCGGGAGAAUGCAGGUGUCCAUGCGCCCUCACUUAAGAUGCGACAGCGACUUCAGUCUGCUCCAGAAAAACUCCUGAAAUCUUCUAUGAUUGCCAAAACCUUCCACACGCCUCUGCCAUCUGGUCGAAAAGCCUUCGGUGCCGUCAACAAGAAAAUAUCUACCCCUGCCGUCAACCCCCAAGAGAAGCAACAACUGAAGCCUCAGGAAACUAAAGUCAAGCAGGCUUCUGGUACCGACUUGGAGGAAUAUCCAGAAAUUGAGAACUUCUUCCCUUAUGACCCACUAGAGUUUGAGAAGAACAUCAUACCUGAAGAUUUGGUUCCCCUCAGUGGCCUCGCUCUGCCUGGCCUAGCAUUUUUCCCACAAUGUCUGCAUGUGAGGAAGGAAUCCCUGAAAUAUGUGGACCCUCUCCCAAACAUGUCCCCUGUGAAGAUGCCAACACGUUCAGAUGACUGCCUGGCUCUGGAAGCCUUUCUUCAAACACUGGAAGAGCUGUCUGUUGAACUUCCUCCAGAGUCUGUUACUGACUAACUGUUCAUGAAUGUGCUUUGUUGUGACUGUUCUUUUAUCUGAAAUAAAGUGGUUUUAUCUGUU
Messenger RNA from Pleuronectes platessa (European plaice), 1036 nucleotides. It is a transcript of the gene pttg1, whose product is annotated as PTTG1 regulator of sister chromatid separation, securin. Gene Ontology annotation, biological process: chromosome organization. The transcript is spliced from 7 exons. The record is from RefSeq and is a predicted model, not a curated record. Gene Ontology annotation, cellular component: nucleus; cytoplasm. Bases 359 to 973 code for a protein of 204 amino acids. Lineage: Eukaryota; Metazoa; Chordata; Actinopteri; Pleuronectiformes; Pleuronectidae.